This is a messenger RNA of Periconia digitata, 4371 nucleotides long. NCBI's taxonomy places the organism in Eukaryota, Fungi, Ascomycota, Dothideomycetes, Pleosporales, Periconiaceae. The record is from the annotation of a GenBank genome assembly.
UUUGCCUGCAACUUUGUUUCUGAUUAUCGCGACAUGUCUCUUCCUCAAGACGAUGAGUAUGGCUCGGUUCCACUACAAGAUGUCGACCCGGAUCCGUCAAGUCAUGUUACUAGAGCAUAUACCACACGACCUGUACCAGCUCCUAUGUACCGUUCUCCGUAUCAUGAUCAUUCAUCGCAAGAGAACCAUCCACUGCAGCAAAGUCAUUCCUCGCAACGGCAUCAACCUGCAAACCCUCCAGCUGCUCUUGACAACUCACAGCAUCGCUCGUACGAAUAUGAAAGAAAUAUCCCAACUAUUGCUCAUGGGAGCUCUCACAAUAUUGCAACGCCGCGAUUACCGAUACCACAAGUAUCGAACCUCUCCCAGUAUGAUGGUCGCGGGCGUGAUCACACGCUCAACGAGCCCGGUCUUCACAGCAACAGGCAACAACAAAGUCGCUCCCGAACAAGCAGCUCUAUCCACCAAUCUCUACCAGAUGAGGAGACGUGCGAUUGCUGCGACAGAACUGCGGCGGACAUUUUCUUCUGCAAUGUAUGCAACACUAACCUGUGCGAGAAAUGUUGGUCUUUUCAAGCAGCCCACCGAAAACAACGACUUGCUCCUGGUGAAAUACCACAUGAGAAAACGAAUGCGACUGUUGCAAGGAAAAUACAAAGGGUACUUGUUCAGCCAAGCAACGAUGAGAAUCGCACACAAUUGCAUGGGGAUGACGAACAGACGGCCUGGUUUGGUAUCGAACGUCCCGACGGCAGCGCUCCAAUCUUCCAAGAUUACGGGAGAUAUGCAAGCUUACUUUCAGAAACCGAGGAGGAUUGGAACUCGCAGUUUCAAACAACACAACUGGGCAGAGACAGUAGAACUCCAAGCUUAGUCUCAUUUGUUGGGCAAACUGGUGCUGGCAAAAGUACGCUGAUCAAGUUGAUCGUUGAUCUCAAUACUGAAAACGACCAACUCUACCGUACACCCGUAGUUGGAGCUUCUGGUGUUAACGUUCCAACAUCCGAGGACGUUCACCUGUACUCUGAUCCCGUCACAGCAUUGAGUGAAACGCCUGUGUUUUUCGCGGACUGUGAGGGUCUUCAAGGUGGAGAGCGCGAACCGCUCGGAGUAAAGUUCAAACGGUCUAGAAAGAAGGGUCCACAAAAAGAUGAGCGUGUCCCGCUACCCAGCUCUGAAAGAGAGUUGGUCUGGGCAGACACGACCGCUUUGGCAAGCCGCGAGUUUGCUGUCACCAAUCUCUAUCCUCGGCUACUAUACACAUUCUCUGACGUGAUUGUUUUCGUUCUAAGAAACCCAAGGGUAAUCGAGAGUGUCUUUGAACAACUGGUGAAUUGGGCAGCUGCCGCUCUCGAGAUGUCGUCCAAUCAACCGGUCCUGCCGCAUGCGAUCAUAGUACUCAACGCGUCAGAAAAUGAUAUCGACCCUCAGCAAUGGGAUCCAAAUUUUGCUACCGAAGCUUUGUUAGAAUCCAUAUCAAGAACCGUGUUCCGCAACUCAACUUUCAAGAAGUACGCGCAGUUUUGGAGAGAACGCAGAAAAGAGAUUGAGAGCGUCAAACAAUUGAUGGAGUCAUACUACAGCUCUAUACAGGUGGUCCGUAUUCCUGCAGAAGGUAGACCGCAAUUAAUAGAGGAGCAAGUCAAACAACUUUAUGUUGGCAUACACACAGCCUGCGUCGCUUCGAGAACCCGAAAAGCACAGUUGCGCAUGCUACUCGACGCCGAAGAGCUACAAUCCUACCUACAAUGUGCCUUCGAUCACUUCGCUUUGACUCUCGAUAGCCCCUUCGAUUUUGUGCAGGCUUCUUUCUCGAACAGUCCUAUCCCGUUAGACUUUGGCGGCAAUAUUCUCAAGUUGGCUAUCAACUUCAUGCACGUUUGGGAAAACAAGGCAGACAUAAGAAUUAUAUUCCAGGAGCUGAGCUACAUGGUAGCUUCUUGUAUCAUGCUCGAUUCUGUGCGCAACAAAAACAAGGGUACUGCCAACGUGAUAUUUCUGCAAUACCUUCCUCAUCUAGAUGCGGCGCUUGAGAACUUUUGGGAUCAGCAUUGGCCUUGCGAAUUUACACAGCCGGAGAGGAACCUGCGCUGCGUCAACGUCCGAAGUGGCCACGGAUCUAAGGGCCACCAGAUCAAAGAUGGCAAAGUAUUCGCUGUUGGUGAGUAUCAAUCGCGCUGGUCGUUCGAUUUGCUCCAAGAAGAAUUUCGAUGCAAUUCCUAUUACAGGCUGGAGGAGUUGUUGCAGCUCCUUGACGAAAAGAAAGCCUACGGAAACGACGAGCGGCGAACUGCAGCCGAGAUUCAUCGGGACUACGUAAUGCCUUGGUUCAAUCGCCAUGCAUCUGGAGAUGGGAAAUCACAACGAUAUCACAGCCACACAGUGUGCUUCUGCUGUCUUUCGGAGCCGCCAGAAUACGCAUUACCAUGUGGUCAUAUCCUAUGUUUACAGUGUGUGAGAACAUACGGAGAAAAUCGAGGCAAAACCGAAAUUGAGAUGCAAGGUUGUCCAUUGGAAUUCCAGACAACACAGUUGUAUCACUCAUGGCGGAUUUACUUCAAGCCUAAAUCGGCAGGUGUAAGAGUAUUGACACUUGAUGGGGGCGGUAUGCGUGGGAUCGUUGAGCUUGAGAUUCUGAGAAGCAUUGAGAGGGAACUGAAUGAUAAACUAGCCAUUCAUUACUUCUUUGAUCUCAUCGUGGGUACCAGUACCGGCGGGAUCAUCGCAUUGGGACUUGUUGCUCGCAAUUGGUCUGUACAAACAUGCAUAGAUAGCUUCGAAGUACUUUGCUCCAAGGCUUUCACUAGACGUAUCGGUGGUGAUCUACCCGUGUUCAGUUGGGUGGUCACCAAUUACAUGCACUCCAAGUAUGAAACGAAGUCUUUACACGAUGCAUUGAUAGAUGCGUUCUCGGAAGACGAGUAUUUAUUUGGGGGUCGAAAAGCCCAACAGUCUCCUUUGCCCAAUAUCAAAGUUGCAGUCACAUCCACUGUUUCUUCGAAUUCGGCAAUUGUGUUUGGCAACUAUAACAGACGGUGCGAUGAGAAAUUGCCUUAUCAAUUCCACAGAGCUGAGGACAUACAUUCAGAAUUGAGGAUCUGGGAAGCCGCUCGAGCAACGUCCGCGGCCCCCCGGCCUUUCAAGCCAUUCCACCACGAACCGUCAAAGCAGGUGUAUAUGGACGGCGCUCUUUGUCAUAACAAUCCGAUCAAAGUAGCAGAUCGAGAGUGGAAACUCCUAUGGCCCGAUGGGCUUCGCGAAUACCCAGACAUAGUACUUUCGUUGGGCACAGGUUACAAUCCCCACGCUGUACGAGUACCGGUGAAGAAGAGCGUACCCGAGAGAGUAGGUAUCCUAUCUCACGGUAUGUCUCUUCUGAAACUGGCCAAGGAUCAUAUUGCAGACUCGCUGAACUGCGAAAAAGCGUGGGGGGAGUAUAUAAGUCUGUUGCCCUCAAAUGCCUCAUCCUCUCAAUUUAUACGCUUCAAUAUUCCGAUGAUGAAUGACCCGCCAGCUCUGGAUGACGUCUCGAAGAUGAAGACGAUGCAGGACGAUGUCAGGAAACAGCUUUCCAGGGACUCAAACCGUACUAAGAAAUUGGCUUUGCAGCUGCUAGCCACAAGUUUCUACUGGGAGACUCUAGACGUCCAGCAAUUCACAAAUAAUGAAGCGACUGUGUCAGGUCGCAUACUCUGCCGGUUUACGGAAGGAUCACGAGAGACUAAAGAGCUCGGAAAACUAAUCAAAGACAAAUCUUUCGUGGGCAAGAAUCCGUUCUUUUUCAUCAGUGAGCGAGGCUCGAAGGGAAAUCCCGAGAUCAAAGAGCUCUCGCCAGGUGUACUGUCAAAGAUGAUAUAUGAUGGCAGAUUUGAGAUGCGAACGUCACAGCAUCUCGAGAACAAGCUUUCCGAAACGGACAUAUAUCUCUACAUCAACCAAAACCAAGAGUUCCCCAUCAGUGGCUUUCCUCGAUGUCUUUUCCAAGGCGAGGAUGAGCAAGCAAGAACAAUGCAUCCGAUGGCUAUAAAUCGUCGGCGCUGGGCGGGUGGCUCUAGAAACCGCCAUAUGCGAGGCGUUUGGGUCCCUCCAGAUGCCGCUCGACUGUCUGCGCCAAGAGAGGGGAGCAUUGCCGAAUACUCGGAUCCCAGCCGUUCAAUGACCCUUUCGACUGGAAACGAGGUAAACGCCCCUCGAUUCUCGGAGCUGCCCGGAGAUGAAAGACUACAUGACGAAACGGUACUUGUCCCGCAAGGGGAACCGGUGGAGAUCGAUUCAUCAACAAGCCAUGAGCUAUAUAGUUUUCCUCUGACGCCGAGGUUGAGACCUCUCUCAACUGCUGGUAUUCACGAGGAUGAAGAUAGGACCAUGUGA